ACCUACUUGUUUCUCGAUUGAUUUUAAUUUCAUUACUUACCUAAAUAUUGUUUUGUCUUUGUAAGUAGAUUAUUGCUCUACUAUUUAAAGAUUUAAGUAUAUUUUCAUACCACGUACGAUUUUUCUUAGAAUUCUAAGAGUGUGAAAUUAUCCGUACUCAAUGCCAUACAUCUUGAUUCGAGGUAAUCUGGCAUCGUAUGGGCAUAAAAACCCUUGGCGUGUUUUGGUCUCCGGUUUGAAAGCUGUUGAAAUAGAGCAAUUAAAAAGAUUUACAUGUGGUGGUUAUUGUGACGAUUCCACUAUCGUAUAUCUUCAACAUCCGUGCGUUAUACUUAGUGCUCUAGAGGUAUUGGGUUACAAAGUGGUCGCUUCAAGUUCUACAGCUGUUAAACAGGAUUAUAAUGAAUAUAUGUGGACAAUGAGAAAAGAAUUUUCUGAACCAGAGCCAUCAAUCAUUGUGGAACAAGACAACUACACAAACUUCAACAAGGAGGCUAUGCACUUGGGCAACUACCAGAAUCCAACUAAAGACGACGAGGACAAGAAGAAAAAAAAGCACUAAACAAGAAGUAUCCAGGCUCUGGUGUAGUUGUUAAUGGAAUCUCUAUCAAGACUAAUGUUCUAGAAGCCAUCAAUUCGCUAAGUCGGUUGGGAUACAAGAUAGUUUCCAGCACUGGC
Molecule: messenger RNA, 678 nt
Organism: Plodia interpunctella (Indianmeal moth)
Lineage: Eukaryota; Metazoa; Arthropoda; Insecta; Lepidoptera; Pyralidae
Exons: 4
Coding region: 161-562 (133 amino acids)
Biological process (GO): negative regulation of biosynthetic process
Source: RefSeq, a predicted model, not a curated record